UUUGACUUCUGGGCAUUGCGAAAAAGAUAUAUUUUGAAUGGAAAUUGUGAAAAAUCUAUUUAUAAUUUGCUUAUAAUAAACGCUAAAAGUUAAACACUGUGAACUUUAUAUUUGCAAGUUAUUUUGUAAAUAGGUAUAUUAGUAAGCAGUACUAAUUUUACCCUCAUUCUUAAAUUUUGUGAAACCGUUUAAAAUAUACCUACCUACUAUUAUCUGCUAAAGUUCUAGAUUAAAAAAUGGACGGGAAAGCUCCUAAGAAAGCGCCGAAGAGAAAAAGGAAGAAGAAAACAUAUCCUUCUGAAAAAAAAGUCGUUUGCAAUAUAUGCGGACAGAAAUAUUACUGGGAAUGCAAAUUAGCACAACACAUGCUUACUCAUACAGGGGAGAAACCAUACAAAUGUCCAGUGAAAAAGUGUGGGAAGGCAUUCAACUCCAGUUACUCGUUGAAAACACACUCUUAUAUUCAUUCUAAUCAGAAACCGUUCCAGUGUUCAUACUGCCCGUACGCAUGCCGCGACAGCUCCACGCUUCGCAGACACCAAGACAGACACAUGGGGAUCAAGAACAAAUACGAAUGCAAGAUAUGUAGCAAGACGUACAACAUAAAAGCGACUCUAAAGCUCCACGUGGCGGAGGUGCACUGCGAGAUGGACGUGAGGAAGUAUGCGUGCGAGCAGUGUGACCGCCGGUUCAAGACUAAGUGUACACUCACCCUACAUGUCAAGAACGUCCACAAUCGAGCCCGUGCGUGCACGUGCCCUAUAUGUGGCGCGUACAUGACCAACAAGGCCAACCUGCCGCAGCAUCUCAUCAAACACACGAAUCAACGCCCGUAUAUAUGUGCGUACCCUGCUUGUGAGAAGAGUUACAAAGAUCCGGACACCCUCAAGAGACACGCCAGGAUCCACUAUCCGGAGCAGCAGCACUCCUGCGAGACCUGCGGCAAGAUGUUCACGCGGCUCAGACGGCUCGAACACCACUGGAAGACCGUGCACAACAAGAGGAGAUGCGUCGAGUGCGAUUACUGCGGGCAACGAUUCUACUCGAAGAGCUACCUGAUAAACCACAUUCAGCGCAAACACGGCCGCAAGAAGAAGCGGUACAAAUGUGACCACUGCAAGUUUGUUACCCUCAACAAACCGAGCAUCGUCAUGCAUAUCAAAUACGGACACGGCACUGAAAAUGACAGGGAAUGCCACAUCUGCCACACGAUAUACAAGAGGCAUGUAUACCUCAAAAUGCACUACGCUAAAACACACGGCAUCAGAUACAAGACAAAACCAAGAGCGCCGCCAGUAGAAAUAAAAGAGGAACCAGAGGAAGAUGAAGUGUCAAUAGACUUAUUCGAAAUAGAAAAAGAAGAGCCAGACCAGGAAUCGAACCUGGACCCUAACGCUUCACAGCCGGAUGACACUGACAAGACAACCACAGAAGAGAACGUUCAGGUUGUGUCGAAAAAUAUGUUCGAAGAUUUCUUCAUACAACAUGUGGUCAAACCUGUAGAUAAGGUUGAUGAAAAUCCCUAUUACAAGAUAGACACCGAAGCUCAGAAGAAUUCAAAGAAGUCAAUACAGAAUCAGAUAACUGAAGUAAGACGGAAAGAGGCCGUAGAAAACGUGGAGCGAACGAGACAGAUAUACAAUGAGAGAAUGAAACGGCUGAUGAGCGAUGGUGGCAGUAAAGAGAAGCCAAUAAAAAUUAAAUUCUUCAAGAAAAAAUAUAAUACCAAUGAGAAUAAUAAUGAGGAUACGAGAAUGAAAAAUGACGAAUAUACAACUAAUGAUGAUGUAAGAUCGCAGUCAAACACCGAACGGACAUCAGAGGAAAGUAAUAAAAUUGAAAAAGCAACUUUAGAUGAACUUAACACAGCAAAUACCAAUGAUAAACAAAAUCAUAUUUUAAAUGAUCCGCUUAAAACUAAUGGAGAAGAAAAGACAGUAAAUUCUGAUGAUGAUGAAAAACCAUCUAAUGAAGAAUCAAAUGAUGACAGUAAUGAUGAAGAUUAUAAAGAUGAAGAACGGAAGCAAAUAAUAAAUAAAAAUAGAAAAGUGAAGUUUAAUACCCAUCAAUGUUACGUUUGCUUUAAGCUAUUCUCAACAUUGGAGCAGCUGUUAGAGCACUGCAAAGACCAUUUCGACAUAUGCACCGAGAAAUCUCUAAAGAAAUGUCCAUUAUGCGACUACGUCAGCAAAAAGAAUACCGCGAAACACCUUAAAACCAUACACGGUGUCAGUAUAAAGGUGCCUUACGGCAGAAUUCAAGAUAAGAAGGACAAUACUGAUGGUUGCCGGUACUAUUUCGAAAUUGAUAAUCCGAUUGUAGAUAAAAUCGAAGUCAUACCGAGCUUGAAGAAUCUUAACAAAAUAGAAAGUAUGAAAAUCGAUAAGAGGAAUCGAGAAGACAAAGAUAGAAUUGUGUCGAAGACCAAAUUAGUUAAGAAAGGCAAAGAAUGGGUUGUUGAGAAAGAGAAGGUCGACAUCAACAGCGAAAUGAUACCAAAACUCGACUCUGAUGUUAUUAAAAGCAUCAAACUCGGCGACAAAGACAGUUAUUUCGACGGUUUGAAGAAAAUGUAUCACGCAGCUAAGAAAUCUGGCACAAAAAUCAUGUUCCCCUGCCAGCAUUGUGAUAAAAUCUGCCAGAACCUUAGCGCUCUUAAAUUACACAGUCGAAAACACGACCCUAACAAGAAACCUUUCAAACCUAAGGUGUGGAAACAUAAAGUAAAAAAAGUAACAAACAACAAAAGAGUUGUAGAAGAAAAAGUUAAAAUUGCACCUGUAACUGAAAACAGAACAGCAAAACCACAGCCUAUUAAAAACAAACAUAAAUGUGAUCCUAAACUCAAAGAAUUCUACGAAAAUAACAUAAGAGGUGGCGAUAUAGAGUUCUGGCAAUUUCUGAAAAUUUACAACAAAAUGGACAGAGAGAACAUAACGGACUUUAACGAUCUGAAAGGCAGAUACGAAUUUGGUAUUGGACAUGAGGAGCAUUUAGAAAAAUAUGAAAAUAAAGUAGAAACCGAAGAUUUAAGUGCUAAUACUAAUUCUAGUGUCUUGAAUAUUUCAAGUAGUGGGCUUAAAACCCAAAAUGAAGUUACUAAUAGUAUAAAAACUAUUAGAAACACAAGGAAAGUAGCUAAAACUAAAGGAAUGAAAAGGUUUAAAAGUUUAUUAAGUAAAGAAGAACGGCGUAGAAGAAUUUUAUUAAAGAAUAAACUUAGAGAAAGUGCUGCUAGGAAUAUGCAGUUAGAAUGAAUUUAAGUUGUAAUUAACGCCAUUCAUGCAGAAACGUUGUCUUUUCUCGCGUUUGAUUAAGCUGCAGUGUCGCACCCAUAAGCAAGACCUAAAUAUUAUAUAUGUAAGGCUCUAGACAGACGGACCACAUUUCAACUGCAAUCCAACCGCAAAUUGCAGUUUAAAUGCAGUUGACACGACUGCAAUAGAACUGCAAACCAACUAUGCAGCACGACUGCAAUUGAACUGCAAUCGGACUGCCCGUUUGGCAGUCGGAUUGCAGUUGAAAUGCAGUCAGUCUGUCUAGAGCCUUAUAGUGCCUAUUCGGGCAUACAUAAACUUAACCCAGCGAUUAAAUUAGUGCCGUCCUUCACAUACAAUAGGUACACGAAAGAGAUAGAGCUAGUUUUAGUCCUGAGCCUGACAAAUUAAGUUGGUGGUUGCCCGAUUCGGCAUCAAUGCAUAUCUGCGUGCUUAGCACCGUAAGCACGCGACAGAGAUCGUCUGUCUCUUUCUGUGCAGUACUGUGAGAGAGUGACGGGUGACGUAUGUCGAGGCGAGAAAGAGUCGCGCGCUUACGAUGCUAAGCCCGCUGUUGUAACGUAGCAUAAUGACAGCAGGAGAUAUAGUACAAAAAACGAGAGAACUCUCUUUCGCACUAACGGUAAACAUCUUGAUGAGAAAUAGAUGGAUAUGUCAUUUAUGCUACGUUAAAAUUACUAUAACGGUACAGCAGUACAUUUCUUUUGAUUUAUUUAAUCGGUCAUCAAAGCUCUGUGAUUGGUUCUUUUGGGCCAUUUUAAUUUUUUAUACAUAUUAGCAGUAGCUUAUCAUCCGCCUAUCGCGCGCGGUGCGAUAAUAUAUCGCGGUGCGGGCGAUAGGCGGACAGCAUUGUACGGCUAUUUAGUGUUGUCGACAACACACGUAAUCCACAAGAUUGAAGUGUUGCCAAUUAUUGGAACUCUUUUAUAAACAACAAUUAAUUUAGUUUUUUUUUCUUAACACGCAAUUAGAGCAAAGGCUCAGUCAAAUAUGCUCCCCUUUAUCAUCACCCUCGCAGCGUUAUCCCGUUGGAGGGCGAGGGAAAUAUGCUGCAGUAGGCAAUGCCUGGACAAAGCACCCGCCCUUAGUGCACACGGUCACGAGCACUAAUAUGUAUACACUUUGGUACCAUGUCACAUUAACUUUUUUUGACAAAUUGAACUGUAAGUCUCACUAAAUGUCAAAUAUGUUAGUGCGGCAGAGUCCUGAAGUGGGUACAUUAUAUUGCUCAUCACUGUACCUGGUCGUUUCUUAGUGACCCAUGUAUGGGCCACGGACGUAUGGAGCUAGUCCGUCAUGACCCGUAUAUGGGUCACUGGACUGUCAACGUGUUGACCCUUUCAUGGACGGAGAUCAUGGGUCAUUGAUGGUUCAUAAUAGGGACAAUAGGUAAUAUAUGACACCUUGGGACCGGAACGUCAUUAGACGUUGUCCUUGAAAGUGUUAAAAAGGCUACAUUGAAGCUAUUUAUUUAUAACAGCGAUAUUGCUAUUUGACAUUUGUAGGCAUUGCGUACUUAUACACGCGCAAAUGUCAAAUUGCAAUAUUACUUUCGUAGAUGAAUUGCUCCAAUGUUGGCUUUUUAACCCCCCUGUUAUAAAUUACAAGUUAUACAAGGAAUUACAUGUCAUCACAUCACAGUGAAUUUUUUUUUUUUAGUUCCUGUUACCGUUAAGUGGAAGUUGUAACUUGUAACAUAAUAAAAAAGAUUUUGUUUUAUUUUACUUGUUGUUAAUUAAUGGAAUAAAUAGUUUUUUUUUUAU
Pectinophora gossypiella (pink bollworm) is the source of this 5041-nucleotide messenger RNA. RefSeq lists its product as uncharacterized. Lineage: Eukaryota; Metazoa; Arthropoda; Insecta; Lepidoptera; Gelechiidae. Bases 237 to 3257 code for a protein of 1006 amino acids. The record is from RefSeq and is a predicted model, not a curated record. The transcript is spliced from 13 exons.